Molecule: messenger RNA, 1268 nt
Organism: Eruca vesicaria subsp. sativa (arugula)
Lineage: Eukaryota; Viridiplantae; Streptophyta; Magnoliopsida; Brassicales; Brassicaceae
Source: the annotation of a GenBank genome assembly
AUGAUGAGGUAUCAGAGAGUAAGCCCAGAUUGUCUUCCCCUUACAAAUGGAGCAAAGAAGCCCUACUCGAGACCAUCACAUUCAAACGAAAACGCCGCCGUUACAACCAACCCCAUCGGGGGAUCAUGCACCAUAGACGGAGUAUCCAAAGGAUUCCGGUUCAGAUCCACUCAACAACAACAAGAUCCUAGCCCUGUCCGUGGAGGCGAUGUUCUGUUGCAGUGGGGACAGCGGAAGCGAUCAAGAAUCUCCAGAGCCGAGAUCCGAUCCUCCCCCACCAUACCCGCCGAUGAUUCUUCGUCUUCUUCUGGACAAGGUAAGAUUCAUUCAAACAAUCUCUUAAGAAGAUCCGUAAACCCGUCUAUGCCACCACCUGCACCUGUUUUCUCUGGCCGGAGUACAAACCCUAGAAACGGUUUCGUCGGCGGCAAGGAAAUUUUCCUUUCCAGGAAUCUAGAAGAUCGAUCAGCCAACGAAUCACCAUCAAGGAACAUAAACAGCCGUAUGGUGUCCAGAUCGACCGGCUCAAAGCGAUCUCCACCGUCUCCUGACCAAAUCGAGAAGAGAUCGAGCGUUAGAGACCAUCUUCAGAACCAUAGACAAAACGGGUUGGAUCAUAAUCGUGACCAACAGCAUCAAAGAGUGAGCAGAUCAGAAUCAACGGCUCAGGCUCAUCCAGAACUGGAGAUAAACAAAAACAAUGGAGAGAGAGAGAAAGCAACGCAAGUGGAAACAAGAGAGUGGCCAAGGAUCUACAUUGCCUUGUCUAGGAAAGAGAAGGAGGAAGAUUUCUUGGUUAUGAAAGGCACAAAGCUUCCUCACCGACCCAGGAAACGGGCUAAGAACAUUGAUAAAUCCCUCCAGUAUUGUUUCCCAGGGAUGUGGUUAUCUGAUUUGACCAAGAAUCGUUAUGAAGUUAGGGAGAAGAAAAAUGUGAAGAAGCAACCGAAACGGAGAGGAUUGAAAGGGUUGGAGAAUUUGGACACCGACUCCGAGUAAAUUUUGCUUGUUUUUUUUUGUAGUUUUCGAUUGAGUUUUAUAUAAGAAUUGAGGGGGACGUAGGUACGUGUGGCUUUCUUGUGAUGCUCGUGCCAACAAGAACCUAUAGUUGAUCGAGAGAGCUAUCGAGAAGUUCCCCAAAUUUUUUCUUUUGGUUCGUGUUAUUGUACCCAAAAAAGAAGGUGACAAUGCUUUCUACAUAAACAUAAGUCAGCUUUUCAAAAUUAUUCAACAAAAAUGAUAUGAAAAACGGAUGGUCUCUGUUUGGA